Protopolystoma xenopodis is the source of this 369-nucleotide messenger RNA. Lineage: Eukaryota; Metazoa; Platyhelminthes; Monogenea; Polystomatidea; Polystomatidae. The record is from the annotation of a GenBank genome assembly.
AUGUUGGCCUAUCGCUUCAGACAGAGGGGCAUUCUUGCAGUCUCGGACAGCUUUAUCCUACUUUUGGCCGUUGGCCAGCUGCUUCUUAUUAGCCUUCGAAGUUUAUCUUCUUGCUGGUGGACUGUGAAUAUUCCCGACUAUCCUGAUCUUCAGACUAACUGGACAGACCGCCUGCUUACUUUGGCCCGAGAAGAGCUGGUACUCGCUGCUAGACAAGUUGCAGUUACGGCGGAAAAAAAAGACGACGCUCCACUAAGGACAACUGAAAGCCCGGUAAGUAACACCCUUUAUUAUUUAGUAAUGAUAAAGAGACACAAAUUUAAUUUUUUUAAGGAAAGCAUUAAUAAUUUUCUAAGCCAUAUAAUAUAA